Molecule: messenger RNA, 2742 nt
Organism: Thlaspi arvense
Lineage: Eukaryota; Viridiplantae; Streptophyta; Magnoliopsida; Brassicales; Brassicaceae
Source: the annotation of a GenBank genome assembly
AUGGCGACUCCCCAAUCCGGGCAAUUGACCUUGACUCCGACCACAACAACACCUCGUUCUAGGGUUUUGCAGAGCCCUCUUAGUGAUGGCUCGAUCUGGAAGCGCCUUCGAGAGGCCGGUUUCGACGAAGAUUCCAUCAAAAGGAGAGACAAGGCCGCUCUUAUCGCCUAUAUUGCCAAGCUUGAAACUGAGAUAUAUGAACAUGAACACCAGAUGGGUCUUCUUUUAUUGGAAAGAAAGGAAUGGCUUUCCAAGUAUGAGCAAACUAAAGCAUCGGCUGAAUCAGCUGAAUUAAUGCGUAAACGGGAUAAGGCUGCACACUCAUCUACUUUAGCUGAAGCCAGGAAACGAGAGGAGAGUCUGAAGAAGGCCCUCGGUAUUGAGAAAGAGUGUGUUGCAAAUCUUGAGAAGGCAUUGCAUGAGAUGCGCACGGAGUGUGCUGAGACGAAAGUUGCUGCGGAUAGCAAAUUGGCCGAGUCACGAAAUAUGUUGGAGGAUGCCCAGAAGAAGUUUACUGAGGCUGAGGCAAAGUUGCUUGCUACGGAAUCUUUAGAGGCAGAAGCCAGCCGGCAUCGUAGUGCUGCUGAAAGAAAGUUACAUGAAGUUGAAGCCCGUGAAGAUGAUCUUAGAAGGCAUAUCUUGUCAUUCAAGUCCCAUUGCGAUGCUAAAGAGAAAGAAAUCUUCCUUGAGAGACAAUCUUUAAGUGAAAGGCAGAAAACUCUUCAGCAAUCCCAAGAACGGUUGCUUGAUGGACAAGCUCUGCUGAACGAAAGGGAAGAGUACAUUUUUAAGAAAUCUCAGGAAUUAACUCAACUUGAGAAAGAGUUGGAGUCUUCAAAAGCGAAGCAUGAGGAGGAACGUAGAGCCCUAAUUGAGGAGAGAGGUUGUUUGGAGCUAAAUGCAUCUUCCUUGUCAGCAAGAGAGGAGGCUGUUAUCAAAAGGGAAUUUGAACUGAACAAGAGAGAGGAAAAUCUACUCAUUCAGCAACAGAAACUUGCAAGCAAGGAAUCAGACAGAAUGCAGCAAGUUAUGGCUAAUCAAGAAGCUGUGUUGAGAUCAAGGAAGUCUGAUUUUGAAACAGAGUUGGAGAUAAAGUGCAAAUUGGUUGAAGAAGAAAUUGAGUCCAAGAGACGUGCUUGGGAGUUGAGGGAGGUUGAUCUUGGUCAACGGGAGGACCUAAUCUUGGAAAAAGAGCAUGAGUUGGAGGUUCUAUCAAGGACAUUGUCUGAGAAGGAGAAGAAUUUGACAGAGAGGAUGAAUUCGCUUGAUGAGAAAGAGAGAAUUCUACAUGCUGUUGAAAGAGAGGCUGAAGAGAAGAAAAUCUUUCUGCAGAACGAAAAAGAAGAGAUAAAAUAUAUGAAGCUUGAUCUUCAAAAAUCUUCGGCUUACUGGAAGACAGAAAGAGACAAGUUGAUCAUGAAGAGGAAAAGAGCUCAGAAGCUAGAACUUGAGGUUCAAGCAAAUGAGUUGAAAGUAGAGAAGGCAAAGUUUGAAACCGAGUGGGAAUUGAUUGAUGAGAAAAAAGAAGAAUUACGGAAGGAAGCAGAACGUAUUACUGAGGACAGAUUAGCCAUUGAGAAGUUUCUGAAUGAUGAACGUGACUUCCUGAAGUUGGAGAAAAAUGCACUGUUGAGUCAGUAUAAACGUGACAUGGAGUCACUCUCUCGUGAUCGGGAAGCCUUUAUGAACAAAAUUGAGCAUGAGCGUUUAGAGUGGUUUAGCAAGAUUCACAAAGAACGUGAAGAUUUUUUGGUUGAUAUUGAGUUGCAGAAGAGAGAACUAGAGAACUGUAUUGAUAAGAGGCGUGAAGAAAUUGAAAGUUACCUUAGGGAAAGAGAGCAGGCCUUUGAGGAAGAAAAGAAGAAAGAGCUUUCACAUAUUGCUUCUCUUCGGGAAACAGUGGAAAAGGAAAUGGAACAAGUUAACUUAGAAAUGCAAAAGCUUGAUGCUGAGAGAAGGCAAAUCAAUCUGGACCGGGAACGAAGGGACAAUGAAUGGGCAGAGUUAAAUACUUCCAUUGAAGAACUUAAGCUGCAAAGGCAAAAGUUGGAGAAACAAAGGGAAUUACUGCAUGCUGAUAGGGAAGAGAUACUUGUCCAUAUUGAACAAAUGAAAAAAUUGGAGGAUUUGAAAGUUGUCCCAGAUCGUUUGACAGUGUGUGAGAUUCAUGAAUUUGAUCCAAAGUUUAGCAAACCUAAAGCUUCUGCAAAAAGAGCUCUCCUGCAGCACACUGUUGUACAGGAUGGCAGAUUGGAUUCAGAUAAUAAAAUAAAUGCUCAUGAAGGUAAUGGGGGUGAUAUGUCCUCCAGGACAUUGGAUCCUCCUUCCUCUGCUCCUUUAUCGUGGCUAAAACGAUGUGCUGAAACCCUGCUGGAGCACACACAGAGUAAUAAGAAAAGGAAGCAACUGAAGGAUGCUGUUGCAAUGCCAUCAGAAGAGAUCACUGAACCCUGCGCAUUAUCAACACAACAAAAUGCAUUAGAAGAUAAGCAUGAAUUGAUUGCAUUAAAUAAAACACCUGGAGGUGCCAGGGAGACCACCGUGUAUAUAGACAAGAUCAUUACCAUUCAAGAAGUAGCCUCGGUGGAAGAUGGAAGAGUUACUGAGGACAGUAAGUACCAGCAAGAGGUCGUCUCCCAGGAGAUUGAGAAGCUUGAAGAUCAUUGUGAUUCCAUAUCAGAUGCAAACAGGAAAGCCAAGCGGCCUGCUGGAGUAAGGACAAGGGCAGAACAGGUUCGGUAA